Messenger RNA from Erigeron canadensis, 3451 nucleotides. RefSeq lists its product as uncharacterized. Lineage: Eukaryota; Viridiplantae; Streptophyta; Magnoliopsida; Asterales; Asteraceae. Gene Ontology annotation, molecular function: glycosyltransferase activity. The record is from RefSeq and is a predicted model, not a curated record. The transcript is spliced from 14 exons. Bases 39 to 3158 code for a protein of 1039 amino acids.
UUUUGGGAAAAUUCUAUAUAAUUAGUAUUAUUAUGUAAAUGGGGUCUCUUGAAAAUGGAAUGUUGCCAUUAAAAAGAGAUGCUUUACUAAAAUCAUUGAAUUCAAGGAAUGAAAGAAAUAAUUCAUUUGGGCAAAGAAAUAAAAAGUCAAGAUUUGCAAGAUUUAUGGUCUUGAAAAAGCUUGAUUACUUACAAUGGAUUUGUGGAGUGGCUGUUUUUAUAUUUUUUAUGUUUGUUUUUCAAAUGUUUUUGCCUGUUGAAAAAGCUGAUUUCUUGGAGCAAAAAGAUGAUAACUUUGAUAUGGAUAUGAUGAAAUUCUUUCAAGAUUUUGGUGGUUUGGAUUUUGGUGAAGGUGUUAAGUUUGAGCCUACUAAGCUCUUGCUUAAGUUCCAAAAAGAAUAUAAAAAUGCUGAAAAUUUGGCUUUUGGAGAUUCUAUAAAACUAGUGAGAUUUGGGCUUAGAAAUCCCAAAUUGGCUUUUGUAUUUGCAGAUCUGUUAGUUGAUCCACAGCAAGUAUUGAUGGUCAGUGUUGCAUCUGCUUUGAGAGCAAUUGGCUAUGAAAUUGAGGUUUACUCUCUUGAAGAUGGUCCUGUGCAUGCUGUGUGGAAAAAUGUUGGAGUUACAGUCAACAUUGUUGAAGCUAAUGGUGAUUCAAAGAUUAUAAUUGACUGGCUAAACUAUGAUGCCGUACUUGUUAAUUCUCUUGAGGCAAAAGAUGCCAUUUCAGGCCUUUUGCAGGAACCCUUUAAAUCCUUGCCUCUUAUAUGGACCCUUCAUGAAAGAACACUUGCUACCCGCUUCAAAGAUUACGUUUCAAAUGAUCAAAUUCAACUGAUUAAUGAUUGGAAAUCUGUCUUUAAUCGAGCUACAGUUGUUGUUUUCCCCAAUCAUGCCCUUCCGAUGUAUUAUGCUGCGUUUGAUGCUGGAAACUACUUUGUUAUACCUGGAUCUCCUUCUGGGGCAUGCAAAUUAGAUAACUCGCCAACCAUUCAUGAAGAAAGUCGGCGUGUAAAUAUGAAUUAUGCGGAUCAUGAUUUUGUUAUAGCUAUAACUGGAAGUCAGUUUCUUUAUAAAGGAUUAUGGGUGGAGCAUGCACUCGUUUUAAAGGCUUUAUUUCCACUUUUAGCAGAGUUUCCGGUUGAGGACAGUUCGAGUCCUCGUUUAAGGAUCAUCAUCUUGAGCCAAGACUUGACGGGUAAUUACAGUGCCGCCCUUGAGGAAAUUGCUUCAAACCUGAACUACCCAAGUGGUACCGUAAAUCAUGCUGUCAUCAAUGAAGACAUGUAUGAUGUUUUAAGUAUCACAGAUGUUGUGAUAUACGGGUCGUUUCUAGAAGAACAGUCUUUCCCCGACAUCGUAUUGAAAGCAAUGUGCUUUGAAAAACCAGUAAUUGCUCCUGACCUAUCAAUAAUCAAGAAACAUGUUGAUGAUAAGGUCAACGGCUACCUAUUUCCCAAAGAGAACAUAAAGGCUUUAACACAAAUUAUGUUGCAGUUGAUCUCUAAAGGAAGAUUAUCAUCUCUAGCUCACAAUGUAGCUUUAAAAGGAAAACAUACUGCAAAAACCUUGAUGGUUUUGGAAUCCAUUGAAGGUUAUGCUUCCUUAAUUGAAAAUGUUCUCAACCUUCCUUCUGAAGUUGCAUCUCCAAAAGCAAUAUCGGAAAUCCCUUUGAAUAUCAAAACCGAGUGGCAGUGGCAGUUUUUUGAAGCUAUUGCAGAUCAUAAAUUUGUAAAUAGAACUUCGAGGAUUUACAGUUUCUUAAACAAAGUUGAAGAUAGGUGGAAUCGUACUCUAAAAGAGAUUUCUGCUCCUGUUGUGGCCGAUGAUACAUUUUUGUACAGUAUAUGGGAAGAAGAAAAAAGCAUUCAGACAGCAAUGACUAAAAAGAAAAGAGAAGAUGGAGAGUUGAGGGACAGAAGUGAGCAACCGAGAGGGACAUGGGAGGAAGUAUAUCGAAGUGCGAAGAGAGCUGACCGGAGUAGAAAUGAUUUGCAUGAGAGGGAUGAUGGUGAGCUUGAAAGGACGGGUCAACCAUUAUGCAUCUAUGAACCAUACUUUGGUCAAGGUGCUUGGCCUUUUCUACAUCAUAGUUCACUUUAUCGAGGUCUUGGACUGUCAACAAAAGGUCGUAGAUCAAGAACAGAUGACAUUGAUGCACCCUCUCGUCUUCCUCUGCUAAGCACACCUUAUUACCGUGAUGCUCUUGGUGACUUUGGAGCCUUUUUUGCAAUUGCUAACCGUAUCGACCGCAUACACAAGAAUGCUUGGAUCGGGUUUUCAUCAUGGAGAGCGACAGCUAAGAAGACUUCUUUGUCAAAAGCUGCCGAGGCUGCUUUGUUAGAUGACAUUCAAGCACGCAGGCAUGGUGAUGCUAUGUAUUUCUGGGUUCAAAUGGAUAAGGAUCCAAGGAACCCUAUGCAACAAGAUUUUUGGACAUUUUGUGAUGCCAUAAACGCCGGUAAUUGCAGGUUUGCGUUCUCUAAUGCUCUCGAGAAAAUGUAUGGGUUGAAGGAAAACUCGACGUCUCUUCCUCCAAUGCCUGCAGAUGGAGAUUCAUGGUCUGUCAUGCAUAGCUGGUCUAUGCCAACCAAGUCUUUCCUAGAGUUUGUGAUGUUCUCAAGAAUGUUUGUGGACGCAUUGGAUGCACAAGUAUACGAUGAGCACCACCAAAGUGGUCUCUGCUACCUAAGUUUAUCUAAGGACAAGCAUUGCUACUCACGUGUUCUUGAGCUUCUUGUAAACGUUUGGGCAUACCACAGUGCAAGACGAAUGGUGUACAUUGACCCUACAACCGGAACAAUCCAAGAACAACACGAUUUCAAGAGUCGAAGAGGUAAAAUGUGGAUCAAAUGGUUCAAUUACAACACGCUAAAAGCCAUGGAUGAAGAUCUUGCUGAAGAAGCUGACUCAGACCACCCUAAACAACGGUGGUUAUGGCCUUCAACCGGUGAGGUCUUCUGGCAAGGAAUGUAUGAGAAAGAAAGGAGUCAAAUGAGACGACAAAAAGAGAAACGAAAGCAGAAAAGUAAAGACAAGAUUCAGAGGAUCAGAAAUCGGACUCACCAAAAGGUUUUAGGGAAAUAUGUGAAACCGCCACCUGAUAACGAAACGGUAAAUAACUCGGACCCCAUUGCAGAAGCAACAAAGCUUGUUAGAUAGCAGAUACUUUUUUGGGUAGAAAUUGUAGUGUCAUUGGGUCAAUUCUUUGUGAAAAUAUAGAAUCUCUUCAGGCUUUUUUUGAUAAAGAAAGAAAAAAAGAAAAAAAGUUUUGCUGUUAUGUAAUAGAGGUAAGGUAAUCCAAUGUAUCUGUAUGUAAUAUUACAUCUAGUCUUAGAUGGUGCUCAAACGUUAGUGCAUUUACCUUAAAUGUAUACUAAAUGUGCUGUAAUUACUUAUGAUUCCUGCUUUUGUAACAAAGCUUAUACCCUGCAUUAAAUGUUUGGGUUUAGAUA